Molecule: messenger RNA, 545 nt
Organism: Amphimedon queenslandica
Lineage: Eukaryota; Metazoa; Porifera; Demospongiae; Haplosclerida; Niphatidae
Product: leucine-zipper-like transcriptional regulator 1
Exons: 2
Coding region: 33-539 (168 amino acids)
Molecular function (GO): protein binding
Source: RefSeq, a predicted model, not a curated record
UUUUGGGUGGGGCUGGUAUUUUGCAAGACUGAAUGGCAUCAUUUAAAAGCUAUCAACCAGUGAAGAGAAGUAGUCACUCCACAGUAAAGGUAGGAGACUACCUAUAUAUGUGGGGUGGGUCCGGGUCUGGAGUAGACUAUGAUGUGAUGGAGGUGUAUCACUUACCAACUGGUGCUUGGGACCAGAAACCUACUACUGGUACCCCACCACCAGGUACCUGGGCCUAUUCAAUCAUAGCUAUUGGGAAGGACAUAUAUUAUUUCGGUGGAUCUGGUGUUGGUGGUUAUCGAAACAGCUUGCACUGUUUCAAUGUGGAUUCAUUGAAGUGGAGGGAACUCUCUCCUAGUUCUGAUCGUGGCCCAAUGAAGAAGGCCCGUUGUAGAAUGAUAUCUGCUAAUUUUGACAGUGAAGACUAUCUUAUAAUAAUAGGAGGAAGUGGAUCAUCUUCUAUCAAUACUCCAAAGCAACCUAAUGCUCAGUAUUCAGCUGAUGGUAGAUGUAAUGAGAUACAUUAUUACAGGAUUUCAUCAGGUCAGUAAUUCUCA